Molecule: messenger RNA, 7263 nt
Organism: Culex quinquefasciatus (southern house mosquito)
Lineage: Eukaryota; Metazoa; Arthropoda; Insecta; Diptera; Culicidae
Product: titin
Exons: 6
Coding region: 237-6944 (2235 amino acids)
Source: RefSeq, a predicted model, not a curated record
ACGCAAGAAAAAGAGAGGCUGGGCUGUCUAACGGAAAAAAGCAGGACCCGAAACGCUUUGAUGGCGAUCGUCGUCGGGAAGAAAAUUUCAUCGAUUGCGUUCUGUGAGAAAAUGUAGAAAAGUGUGUUCGUUUUAUCGCGCUCCCAAAGGUGUAAAUAAAACGUUUCCGCCGCGGUUCCCGGUCAAGUUCAGCUGAAAGAGAAGUGCGGAAAAGGGCCCGGAAGGUCCGCAGAACGAUGGAAGAUUUCAACCCGAGAAGUCCAAUCCGUCUGUCGGACAUCGACAAUUUGCUGCAGGAGAGCAUCUUCGAGUCGUCGGACGGCGCCAAACUGGUAGAGUAUCUGAAGAAGAAGCGUGGCGGCGGCCGAGUUCGGCUGCAAAACAUAUUCCAGCAGGUCCCGGUGCAACGGGCCCAGUUCAACUUUAAUCUCGACUCGUCCGAACCGACGCCGCUGCCCGAGUCCCCACAACCGACCACGUCCAGCGAGGACAUCGUCACCGAGGUCAUCGACAACGGGGACGUUCAGGAGGUGGCGGUGGAUCCGGUUGUCGAGGAGAACGGAUCGGGCGUUACCCCGCGCGUCCCAAUCGUAAUCGUGAACGAUCUCAACACGGCCAAGAAGGCAACGGUCAAGCAAAUUGUGCUGAAAUCGCCCGGGCCGAUGAACACACUGAGCCGGCAGUUGCUGAUCAAUCAGUACCAGCGUACGAAUGCGGCCAAGUGUGAGCUGUUGAAGCAGCUGGCGUCCAGUACGCCGAAACCCGAGUCGAACGGGUCGAUGGGGCGCAUGUCGACGUUCACCACUUCGAUAUCGCCCAUUACGGAGGGGGACCGUUCACCGUUGACGCCGCUGGAGGUGAUUCCUUCGUCGCAACCGAUGCCGAUUCCCGCGCCGAUGCAUGUCAUGGAGAUUGUGAUUCCGCCGGCGGCGUCCCAGGAGGUGUUGGUGCCGUGUUCGCAACCUGUUUUGGCACCCUGCUCGCAAGCUGUGCCGGACGCGACGCCGAAGAAGGUUGUGGUGCUGAAGACGGUGGUGGAACAGGAGGAGAUGGUCAUUCCGGAGACGCCGAGCCCGGUGCAGGUGCAGACGGAAUCGCCGAAAGCUCCGCCGAAUCCGAAUCACAUGCAGCCGCGGCGGUUGAGUACGACGUUCAAGCAGAUGGAGAACGCCGUGGAGUUGGCGUACGCCAAUGGUCACAUUACGUCGGAUGAGAGUGAGGGGGAGGAGGAUGAUGGGAGGGUUGAUAGUGGAAGUAACAGUGUGUUGUUGAAGAGUAUCUUGAAGGACACGAGCAUGGGAAGGAGUAGACACUCGAUGAGGGUGUCCUUUUCGAAGCAGUUGGUGCAGCAAAGGGAGAUUUCGCCGGCGCCGGAUAUUCCGGAAGCGGACGAUUACAAUGAUAGCAACAGCUCGGAAGAUAGUGAUUUGAGUGAAAGUGAAGAGGGGGAGGACAAUGAUUAUCAGGUGGUUGAUGAAGUGUACACCGAUGAUGAUACGGAGGAUGCGACGAAUCUUGAUCAUUACGAAGAGCUCAAGAGCCGGAUCUGUGAGUUGAACAACAGCCACAACGGUCGUCGUUCGGUGUCUCCGUUGAUUGAUGUGGUCAAGGAGACGCCGGUGCAGUGGUUUGAGACGACCACGCCAACCAAGCGCAGGGAUCAACAGGACGAGGAAGAGCAGCAGUUCCCGCCUCCCACGACGGCCAAGAAGGACAACAAAACGAACCUUAACCUGGUGGACAUCAUAACCGACUGGGAUGACGAAGAAGACGAAGAGGAAGCUGACCACGGAGCAGGUAAUCCGGAGGUCGAACCUUCGCAGGAGUGUGCACUUGAGCCACGUGCGUCGCUCAACUCCAACCACCACGAUACCAAUCUGGACACGAUGGACAUCAGCUCCAGCAAUCUGGAGGAUUCGGUUGAACGGCUCGUCGAACUUCCUCCGGCUCCAAACGCCCUCAUCGAGGAGGAAGGGGUACUUCCGGAGGAGCACAUCUACCCGGCUGCCGUUGACGAGCAAAUGCCGAUCACCACCGAAGAACUGCUCGAAGUACUCUCCGGAACAGAACCCGAAGAGGAGUCGCAACCCGAGACGCGCCCCAAAACUCCUGAACCCGUCGAAGAGCAACCGGUGGACCUCCCACCACCACCAGCAACACCAGCAGAACAACCCCACUCCCCAGAACGUGUAAUCACACCUCCCGUCCAGUUCACCGCCUCCGCCAAGCGACGCUUCAUCCAGAAAAACGAGGACGACCUCAUCUCUCGAAUCCAAAGCGACCUACCCCUUUCGCAGGCGUCCUCCGCCGCCGAAGCGGACACCAGCACACGCUCCGUCGAAGAGCCGCUCAAAUCGUUCGAAAAGGUGUCCGAAACGCUGGUCGAAAUCGCCCAAUCGUUCCGCGAUCAACCCCCUGCCACCCAACCCCCCGCCCCCGUCGAGGACACGUCCCGCAAGCUCGUGCAACCGCCCAAGCGGGGCGGCAAAAAGAGCAACGUCGAUCCGGUGACGGCGUCCUACUUUGAGGCGAUCGAGAAGACGUUUGCCAAGCCGAAGGCACCGCCGCCACCGCAGAGCACGAAGACGUCGUCGACGACGCAGCGCAAAAAGACCGAGCAGCAGAAGCGAAAGCUGUACGACGCGACGCUGUCGGAGGUGACGGAGGACGACGAGUCGAUGCGGGGGGUGGUGGUGGAGGCGAAAGCGCCGGUCAAGGUCGUCGAAGCGGCGCCGAAGGCGGUUCCGAAGGUGCGCGACUUUAAGAUUGUCGUCGAGAUGCUGCGGGUUGAGGAUUAUCUUCCGAAGAAGAGUGGAGUGGUUCCGAGUGUGGCUAAGGAGUUGGAAGCGGAGGUAGUUGAGGCGGAACCAGCGGUAGUGCUGAAAGCUCCCGCGGCGAAGGGACGUCGUGCAAGCAGAGAUAAACAACCGGCGGUGGUGGUGGCGGCGAAGCACAACGAUUCGGGCAAGAGGCCAAGGGGUCGUCCGAAGAAGGUGCGAACGGAAUCGGUUGGAGAACAACCAGCUGAAGAGCGUCCCGUUGAGAAGGGUGUCGUCGUGGAAGAACCAACGCAGGAGGAGGUCAGCAGCAAAAAGAAGCCCAAGUCGAAGCCAAAUCUGGCCGGCGAUGCUCCGGAGCAGCAUCCGGAUGAAGGCUUGCCAAACGAUGAUUUGGCGGUGGAGGAGUCCGACACGAUUAAGGAUAAGAACCCGGUUGUUGACAAGAAGAACAAGAAGAUGAAGUCGAAGCCAAACCUUAUCGAAGAUGCUCCAGAGCGGCGUCCGGAUGAAGGCUUGUCAAACGCUGAUUUGGCGGUGGAGGAGACCGAAAGUCCCAAAGAAAAGGACCCGGUCGUUGACAAGCAGACAAAGAAGACGAAGUCGAAGCCAAAUCACGGCGGAGAUGCUCCGGAGCAGCGUCCGGAUGUAAGUUUGCCAAACGCUGAUUUGGCGGAGAAAGAGCCCGAAAGUCGCCAGGACAAUGAUCCGGUCGUUGACAAGCAGACAAAGAAGACAAAGUCGAAGCCAAAUCUCGGCGGAGAUGCUCCGGAGCAGCGUCCGGAUGAAAGCUUAUCGAACGGUGAUUUGGCGGCGAAGGAGGUCGACACGGUUAAGGAUAAGGACCCGGUUAUUGACAAGAAGAAGAAGACCAAGUCGAAGCCAAAUCAACGCGAAGAGGAGCAGCGUCCGGAUGAAGGUCCGCCAAGCGGAAGUUUGGAGGAGGCCCAAGAACCCCCGAAGGACAAGCCUCAGGAGAAGAAGAAUAAGCCGAAACCAAAACUCGUCGAAGAUUCUCAACAGCAACGUUUGGAGGACAAUUUGCCAAACAGAACGCCGAAGGAGGUUGAGGAGCAAGAAGUGCACAAGAUCGAAAAGGUCGUAGAGAAAAAGAAGAGGUCGAAGCCAAGCCAGCGCGAAGCGGCUGAAAGUCAGCCGGCGGCGGUCAACGCAGAAUCGGUGACUGACGUCGCCGAAAACGAUGUCCGCAAGGACAAGCCCCAAGUGCAGAAGAAGAAGGUGAAGCCAGCUCAACGUGAAGCGGAUGCCAACGUGGAUUCGGUGGUGAAUGUGGCUGACGGAGAAUCGGUUGAAAAGGACAAACCUGUUGCGCAGAAGAAGAAGGUGGAGCCAACCCAACGCGAAGCGGGUGACGUGGACUCGGUGACGAAAGAGGUCGACAAGCCUGAAGCGCAGACGAAGCAGGUGGAGCCAACUCAACGCGAAGCGGACGCAAGUCUGCCGGCGCCGGUCAACGGAGAAUCGGUGACUGAUGUGGCCGAGAAGGAAGUCCGCAAGGACAAGCCCCAAGUGCAGAAGAAGAAGGUGAAGGCAACUCCACGCGAAGCGGAUGCCAACGUGGCUUCGGUGACGAAUGAGGUCGAACAGGACGAAACCCGUAAGGACGAGCCUCAAGCCCCGCAGAAGAAGCAGUUGGAGGACGAAGCUAUGCCCGUUGUCAACGGAGAAUCGGUGACUGUGACUGCAGAACAAGAAAUCCGCAAGGACAAGCCUGUAGCGCAGAAGAAGAAGAAGUUGAAGCCAAAUCUUGCCGCUGUUGCGCCACCGGAACAACCGCCCGCUGAACCGACGGUUCAGCAAAGCUCAGAGGAGGUCGUCGCCGUGCAGAAGAAGAAGAAGCUGCGACCAAACUUUGGCACAAAGUCGAAGCAACAGCACGCCGAGCAAGUUGUCGACGAUGGGAAGAGCAGACUGAACGAGGAGGUUACGGACAAGGAAGAACCGGUCAAGCAGAAGAAAAAGCAGUCCCGGAAGAGUUUGGACGGGAAAUGCGCGGAGCAGCCGAAGGCGGUCGAGCCCGAAGUUCAGCUGAAGGAGUUCCAGGUGAAGGUGGCCAAAAUGGCCGUAACUCCGGCGGCGGUGAGCAUGAGUCCGGCCUCGAAGGCGAUUCUGCAGCGGGGAAAAGCCGGCGUCGAGCCAAGUCCGUCGGCAGCUCGCAAGCUCUUUGACGAGCCCGAAGUUCCGAAGAAGUCGCGCAAGGCGGAGAAGCAGCAGCGCGCGAACGAAGACUUGCGACACCAAAAGCGGAAAGAAGCCAAGCGGGCGAAGGUAACGGUCAACGAUCCCAUUCCGAAGGUCCGGAUAUUGGCCGAGAAGGAUGGAAUCUAUAGGAUUACCACACCGGGACGUGAGGUGGAUCCCGCCCAGGACAGUUUUGUGGAGCGACUGAACGUGACGGAGUCGGAUGCCGGGGAAAACGUCCGAACGAGCUUGGAAGACUGCCCGGAUGAGUUCCUUGGGUUCGAGGACGACGAAGACACGGUUGCCGACAUGACGAUUGAUUUAUCCCGUAGCAACAUGGAGCUGAUCAUCCCGCUGGAAAAGGCAAUAAUUCCAAAAGGCGUCAAGACUCCGCCUGGGUUCAGAAGAAGCCGCAAACCUCAGCGGCAACCACGGAGUCCGGCUGCCACGAAGAGCAAGAAGUCACGCGAACCGAAACCACCCAGGCGUAUCUCCGGAAGCACGUCUGAACCCGCGCCGCAGGCCACAUCUCCGGAACGACCGGCCCCAGCGACCGGCCAGCAGCUCGAUAACCGUUCGUUGCCGCUCAAGAAACGGAAAUCCCGGGACAGCUCCCAGGAGUACCUGCCGUCGGCGCCCGAAGAAGGGGAAUCGUCGUCGCCGCCGGUUUUCGCCGUACCGGCGCCCAUUGACCUGAACAAUUCGCUGCUGAUUCCGAUGCUGCAGCGAGUGCCGAUCGCGGACAAGUAUUUGGUGCGGUCAACGCCCGACCGGGGCACCGACAGCACCACCGAGUACGACACGGACGAUACCUGCGCCACCGGCGAUAACGUGCUGAUUGUGCGCAAGGACAUGUCCCGGCUGGACCAGUCCCGGUUGGAUCAGUCUAGGAUGUCUAUACCGGAAGAGGAGGAGGAGGAGCAACCCGAGGAAGAGGGAAGUGACGGGAAGCGAAUCAAGAACAGGCGAUCGAGCAUUGCGUUGCCUCGAUUCUACGGCGAUAACACGUUCGACAUUACGUGGAAGCCAAAGCAGAAGUCCUCCGGCGGUUCCCGCAAGAACAAACGCCGGCAUGACAAUGACAGUGGCAUCGAGGAGGAGGACAAUGGCGUGGUACGACGCAGCAAACGUACCUGUCGCAUCUCGAAGCAAAUACUCAUGACGAACCCGAUGAUCAAGUCGGCGUACGACCGGCCCAACUAUCGGCCCAUGUCGGUGGAGCAGCUGAUGGAGGCGGAAAAGCUGGCCAAGAAGCUGAAGCAGGAGGAGAGGGCCAAACGGCAAUAUCGCAAGCCGCCGGGCAGACCCCGCAAGCCUAGCCAAUCUCCGCGUGGCCGCAAACGGAUACAGGAACCGGCGGAGACGCAGGAAGAUCAGCAGCAGGCCAAGCGGAAUCGAAUCGACGAGGCGACGGAGUUGCCGGAUGUGCAACAGCCCACAACAUCGUCAGCAGCAGCAUCAUCCUCCUCCGGAACUGGGACCGGCGCAGCCGAGGUGGCCGUCCAGGUCGACGAGGAGGCCGCCACCGUGGCGCAGGAGCGCCUGCAAGCGCAAAGCUGGAUGAUGAAGCUGAUGGCGGAGAACAGCGGCCGCGAGGAGGUCAUGCCGCAGGCCACCUCCUCCGGCGACCGGAUGCACUUCCAGCUGGACCACCUGACGUUCCAGGAGCGCAACGGCAUCCAGUACUCGUUCUUCAUCUACUCCGAGACGGAGAACUUUGGCUUUCUGCGGUUCGCGCCGGCCGCCGUCAAGAAGUGGACCAAGACGGCCGACUUUCUACUGAAAUUCCUCGUUCUGCACGGACAGCUCUCGUUCCAAAUCAACGGCAAGGAAACGGUCACCAAGGGAGGUGACUUCCUGAUGCUGCCUCAAAACACCCGGUACCGCAUACAGAACAGCGACGAAAUUUCCCUCGUCUUUAUGAUCAAGUUCCGGGCGGCCGCGAACGAGCUGCCGUCGAUGUAAUUCACCCAAACCAACUCCCCCAACACAUACACACACACACACAAUUACCAGUGCGUGCGGCGUCACACAGCGAUAUGGAAAAAUUUAAGUUAUAAUUGUUUUAUUUUUUUCCUCCUCUCCCCUCCGCUUUCCGUAUCUUUUUUACGCCCUUAUUUUUUCGCUGUUUAAUAAUGAGCUGUCCUGCAAGAUGAAACAAAAUAAGAAAAUGAUAAAGAAAGAAGUAAAUAGUUUUAGUACAAGUGUUGUAUAAGAGAAAGUAGAAAACUUAACGCAUUAUUCAAAAUAUUACACUAUUUUACAUGGAAUAGCUGAGAUGUCA